UUAUUACAACAUAUUUAAAACUGAAACAUUAGUAUAUGAGAAUUUUUACUACAUAAAAUAUCAAAAAAUACGUGUACCUAUUGAACGAUUUUAAAUAGCUACUCGCUCACAUCAAUAAAUAGCUAUAAAUACUGCAAUAAUUGAAAUGAAGUUUGUUGAGCCCGUUGAUGUUAAAAAAAUAUUUGAUUCUACGGAUAUAUUUCUCUUUGAUGUUGAUGGUGUGUUAAAGCUAGGACCAAAUCCUAUCCCAGGUGCCAUAUCGUUUAUUAAGGACCUACGGCGACGAAAUAAGCAAAUUGGAUUUGUCACCAAUGCAACGUCUUUUAGUGCGGAUGAUCAAAGAAAUAGGCUCAGCCUAUUUGAGGCAACUAAUGAUGAAAUAUUUACACCCCAUGAUGCUAUAGUAGCUUACCUGCAAAAGAUAAAUUUUCAGAAAGACAUAUUUGUUAUAAGUAACCAUACAACAAAAAAGUUAUUACGAGAAUCUGGAUAUAAAAUCAUCCAAUUAGAGGAUAUUACAACAAUGCCUAUUGAGGAAAGCAUUAAAGCGUUUAAGGACAUUUCAGAAAAAACUAUUGAAAUUUGUAAAAAUGUUGGUGCUGUUUUAGUAGAUAUGGAUUUUAGAUUCUCACAUGUGAACACUCAAAUAGCAUGCACCAUUCUUAGGCAUUUUAAAGACGUGCUACUCCUUAAUAGUAUAUUGGAUGAUUCUGCUCCAAUUGGAAAUAAUUUUAUACUUAUAGGUCCAAAAUACUAUAUGGACGUAAUUGAAAGACACAGCAAUACAAAAAGUUUAACUUUAGGAAAGCCUGCUACUGCACUGUUGGACGCUUUGAAACCAGCAUUUAAGAUCACUGAUCCCUCUAGAGUAAUGUUCUUUGGAGAUAAUGUAAUGACCGACAUAAGCUUUGGUAGCAACUGUGGAUUCCAGACAUUUCUUGUCCUCACCGGGAAUACUACUAAAGAAGAUUAUAAAGAGUGGAACUAUCCAAAUGAAUAUAAACCUAGUUAUGUAGCAGAAAGUAUAGAAUCAAUGGUUUUGCCGUAAUUCAAUAAAACUAAUAUUGA
Molecule: messenger RNA, 1068 nt
Organism: Anthonomus grandis grandis
Lineage: Eukaryota; Metazoa; Arthropoda; Insecta; Coleoptera; Curculionidae
Exons: 5
Coding region: 146-1048 (300 amino acids)
Cellular component (GO): cytoplasm
Molecular function (GO): phosphatase activity
Source: RefSeq, a predicted model, not a curated record